This is a messenger RNA of Pseudo-nitzschia multistriata, 1400 nucleotides long. NCBI's taxonomy places the organism in Eukaryota, Bacillariophyta, Bacillariophyceae, Bacillariales, Bacillariaceae. The record is from the annotation of a GenBank genome assembly.
GCGAACACUAUUGCAAAAGAAAAAAUACAAAUACGACCACAAACUCGAGCUGAACCGUACCGGACUCGGAAACAAGGAACAAGACCAAAGAAAAGCACGCAAAGAGACGGACACAGAGACAGACGAACGACAGCUACUGUUACACCAUGCCGGCAGCAACCAACAGCGGCGGAGGAGGAGGCGAGCAGUGGGCCUGGCUGGGCCUCCUGAAAUGGACGCUGGCCCACACCGAUGGCACGCGGCCAUCCAGCGAGAGCCCGACCAUGAUGUCGGACGAGGACAAGGCCUUUCUGGAAAAAGUCAUGGCGGAGGGUAUCAUCGACGAGUCCGAGCGGAUGAAGUUUGUCCUGCAGGAGUUUUCGAAGGCCAUGGAGUACUACAAGAGCCAGAGCCAGAGCGAUGGACAGGAAGCACCAACAACAUCGACAACGACGGAAGAAAAAGAGCAAGAGCCACCGCUACAGCCCCCGGCGCCGCCGAACGAGGACGAUCUCGAGGAGCUGCUGCAGGAACUCCGGGACAUUGUGGAACAGGUCGACUACGCGAGGGGAUUCGUGAACCUGAAGGGGUGCCGGUACCUGCUGGGGGCGAUCGCUGCCCCAGAGGUUCCGACAACGAUCCGGGACGCCUGCCUGGGGAUCCUAUCGACGCUGGCGCAGAACAAUCCGCCGGUCCAGAAGGAGCUGGUGGAGCUCGGAUCGAUCAAGGUCCUGAGCGACCUUUUUCUGUCCGAAACACAAACCGACGCAGACGCGGACACCGCAACAGAAUCGGGCACGAGAGCGGUCCCGCUAUCCACCAAGACCAGGACCAUGCAGGCGCUGAGCGCAAUUGUUCGGUGCUACGACCUGACGGAGGGCGUCUUCGAGGGCCUCCCGCAGGCCCCGGCGAUGAUGGUGCAGGGGCUAAGCACCGAUCCGAACGUUUCCAGCACCUCCCUCCGGACCAAGACACUCUUUUUCCUGCGGGCCUUUCUGACCUCCGACCUGUCGACCCCGGCCCGUGCCCAGGCCUUUCGGUACGCAAUCGCAGCGGUGGCCGACACGGACUCGCUGUACCUGAAGGCUUCCGACGAAAGCGGCAACGACUGGGCGUCGAUCCAGCUCCGGGAGUCGGCCGUCUCGCUGCUCGGGCAGCUGCUGGAGCGGAGGCUCGCGGUCGGCCUCCUCCUGCAGCGCAAGCAGCACCUGGCCUCCAGGGGGGUCCAGCGGAUACGGGAGCUCCGGGCCUGCACCGGGGAAGACGCGGAGGCCACCCGAACGGAGCUGCAGCAGUGGGAGGCCUUUUUGCUCCUGCUGGCGCGGACGGAACCGGAAGCACCAGAGGAAGGGGCUUCGGAAGCCCCGAAGCUGCUGCUCUAGGUCGGUGCGAAGCAUCAAAAACAAAUAGUUUUAUAACAC